Messenger RNA from Heterostelium album PN500, 246 nucleotides. RefSeq lists its product as uncharacterized. NCBI's taxonomy places the organism in Eukaryota, Evosea, Eumycetozoa, Acytosteliales, Acytosteliaceae. The record is from RefSeq and is a predicted model, not a curated record. Bases 1 to 246 code for a protein of 81 amino acids. The transcript has 2 exons.
AUGGCAUGUCCUCCAGUUAACAAGCUCCACUGUAACUUGAACAACGGUCAAUUCAUUGCCAGAAACCUGAAUGCAUCCCCAGUACACCACUGUUGCGAUUUCUGCUUAUACCGUGGAGAAGUUGGAGCAUACUGUAACGGAACCUCUACCAUUGAGCCAGAGUCAAGAGGAUAUGUUGCAAGUUGCCAAGAACAAUAUGCUGUCUGCAUCAUUAACAACAACAUCUGCAGUCCAUACUUGAUUUAA